This is a messenger RNA of Coffea arabica (coffee), 1327 nucleotides long. The record is from RefSeq and is a predicted model, not a curated record. Lineage: Eukaryota; Viridiplantae; Streptophyta; Magnoliopsida; Gentianales; Rubiaceae.
AUUAAUUACGUUAAAAUAAAAUAUUUAAAAUUGGAAAGAAUUUUAUGCAUCGAGAAAGAAAUCUAUGCACUACACAUGGAAGCUGAAAAAUGGAUUAGGGCGUUGAGGACCUGAGGUAGAACCGUAGAAGGGCGAAGACGGGAUAAGCGUAGUGCUGCAAUAGCAAGCGCCGUGUUGUGUUUGUUUGUUCUCCAUGGAAAUUUUGGUCUCACCCACGCCGCCGGCUCCUGCCAUUGCGAAUACGAGAGGAUCCCUAUCUCACUCCGCCGCCAUUAGAAAGAGGAAUUUGACGCCCAGGUCCAAGCUCAAUCACCAAAACGACUCCUUGUACCAAGCUGCAAUUGAACGCGCUUCUCUUCGUUUCCAGGAGACUCUUCGGCCAGAUCCUCUGUUUGUCGACCCAUAUGCUGGUUGCCUUGUUCCUACCAACAAAUUUAUUGAGGUAGACGUGACACCCCGGCUGCCUCUCUACUGCCUGGCGACCAAAUUUAUUGAUGAUAAGCUGCUGAAUGCAUUGGGUGAUGAUGACGACCUCAGACAGGUUGUUUUGUUCACCGAUGGCAUGGAUACUCGGCCUUAUAGACUCAACUGGCCCAGAUCCACCCUCGUAUUUGACAUAUCCCCGCAAAGGGUUUUCGGGGAAACAACGCUGAAGCUUAAAGAGGUUGGGGCCAGGAUUGGAAGAAGCUGUAUGUUUAUCCAUAUACCAUGCGAGUCGGCUAACAUAGAAGAGAUGAUGCGUAACAGAGGAUUUAAAGGUGCCAGGCCAAGUAUAUGGGUUUUCCAGGGACUGCCUCUUGUAAAUUUGGCUAGAUUUAAAGAGAUCCUUUCUGUUAUCAGCAAUUUAGCCACAAAGGGGAGUGUUUUACUCGGAGAACUACCUUCUUGGUUAUCAGCAGUUGAUGCUGGUAUCAAGUGGAUGGAUAAUCUUUUCAUGAGCAAUGGUCUCCGGGUAAACAUAAUUGGAUAUGAGAACGUUGCCAGAGAUUUUGAAAAAGAAUUGGAAAAAGGAGAUGACAACCAUAUACUCUUCACUGCUGAGCAACUGCGAUUUUCUGAUGAACAGUUAACUGUUACCGUAAUUGGAACAGAUGGAAACUUGGAGUAGAGAAUUCCAGAGGAUAGAGGAAGAAGCGGAUGAGGAAGGUUUCGAGGAGCUAUAAAAGUCAGCUUCAGGUCGCAUUCCUUCAAGAAGAUACGGAAGCUUCCGUUGCUGAUUAGAAACAAAAUAAGAAGAUGGGAGUAUGGGACUUGAGAAAAUGUACAUAAAAUCUAUUAAACAUCAGAUAAGCAUAAUAUAUUCCUCAUUUGCAAGAUUCAUAUAGAA